AUGUCUAUAUCAACAACAAAAUCAGAAUGGGUUCAAGCAGGAGGUCAUGGUGGAAGUCAUCAAUUAGUACCAAAUGGUGAAUAUUUGUUAAAGCCAUGUCUUGCUCCAAGGGAAAAAGCAUUUUAUUUAAAAAUUCAAAAUAAUAAAGAAUGGUGUGAAAGUGAAAUUAUUCCAAAAUUUUAUGGAAUUGAAGAACAUGAUUUUGGUUAUGGUGAAUUUGAAUUUAUUAAAAUGGAAAAUUUAAUGAACCAAAUUAAAAAACCAUUUGUUUUAGAUUUAAAAAUUGGUACACAAACUUGGGAUCCAGAAACAUCUUCUAAAAAAAUGAAAAAAAGAUUAAUUGUUGACUCAACAUCAACUACUACUUCACUUGGUGUUCGAUUUAGUGGAAUGAGACGUAAUGUAACUGAUAAACCAACUUUAUAUUCAAGAUAUUUGUGUACAAAUGAAGUUAAUACAAGAGAUUCAUUAAAAGAAUAUAUCAAAUUAUAUUUCUUUGAUGGAGAAAAGUAUAGAAAUGAUCUUCUUCCUUACUUUAUUCAAAGUAUUAGUAAAAUGAUUGAUGUAAUGAAUAAAAAACAAUUUAAGAUGUUUUCUGCUUCUGUUCUUUUUGUUUAUGACAGUGCUAGUAAAUUUGAAGAUCAAAAACAUGCAUGUAAAAUUAUUGAUUUUGCUCAUGCUUGGGAUGUUACAGAAGAAGAGUGUAAUGUAGAUGAUGGAUUUGUUAUUGGACUUACAACUUUAAAAAUAAUGUUCGAAGAAUUACAUAGUGAAUUUAAUUUAUUGUAA
This is a messenger RNA of Entamoeba histolytica HM-1:IMSS, 789 nucleotides long. Its product is annotated as inositol polyphosphate kinase, putative. Gene Ontology annotation, cellular component: cytoplasm; nucleus. Gene Ontology annotation, molecular function: inositol hexakisphosphate kinase activity. The record is from RefSeq and is a predicted model, not a curated record. The transcript has 2 exons. Gene Ontology annotation, biological process: inositol phosphate biosynthetic process; phosphatidylinositol phosphate biosynthetic process. Bases 1 to 789 code for a protein of 262 amino acids. NCBI's taxonomy places the organism in Eukaryota, Evosea, Mastigamoebida, Endamoebidae.